Molecule: messenger RNA, 3422 nt
Organism: Hydractinia symbiolongicarpus
Lineage: Eukaryota; Metazoa; Cnidaria; Hydrozoa; Anthoathecata; Hydractiniidae
Product: bone morphogenetic protein 1-like
Exons: 15
Coding region: 1-2928 (975 amino acids)
Biological process (GO): proteolysis
Molecular function (GO): calcium ion binding; serine-type endopeptidase activity; metalloendopeptidase activity
Source: RefSeq, a predicted model, not a curated record
AUGGCAGUGCCGAACCCAACUCUUACGCACGAAAUACUACCUUUUCAACAUACUUCUCACAGUACGACGUCACCGGAAGCUUCUAAACGAAGAAUUAGAAGAGCUGCUACAAGCCAACCUGAAUUGCUUUGGAAAGAUGGUAUCGUGCCAUACAAAAUAUCUGACAGAUUUUUAGGCAAGGAAAAAUUGGUAAUCCACAAAGCUUUUCAGCAUUGGGAAGAACGUACAUGUUUGUCAUUUGUUGAAAGAACGACGGAAACUGAAUAUGUUAUUUUUCAACGUAAUCCAAAGUGCGGUUGUGUUUCUUAUGUUGGUCGCAUGGGUGAAAAUCAAGCGCAAGGCAUCAACUUAUCAGAAAAGUGUGUUAUAUUUGGUUCUGUAUUACAUGAAAUUGGACACUUGAUUGGAUUCUGGCAUGAAUUUACUAGACCAGAUCGUGAUCAACACUUAACUGUAAUCACACAAAACAUUCAAACAGAAAAAUUGGUAAAUUUUGUGAAAAAAGCAACAAAAGAAGUCAAUUCCUUUGGAAUCAAAUACGAUUUUGAAAGCAUAAUGCAUUAUUCACAAAGCGCUUUUUCCAAAAACCCGUCAUUUGCUGACACCAUCAUACCGAAAACACAUGUUAACAUUGUACCAGUUGCACAACGGAAGGAAAUAAGCAAUCUCGACGUUGUGCAGACAAACUUGUUAUAUAAGUGUCCAUCUUGCAUGACAACCUACACGAAGUCAAAAGGGAUUAUUAAUUACCAAGUUUUAAAUGUCCAAAAUGCUUCUCACGCAUGUCAUUGGAGGAUAUUCGCACCUGCGGGGCAAUUAAUAAAACUAAAUUUCGUCCAAGUAAAUUUUAUAUUGCCUUGUGAAAGUUCGUACUUAGCUAUUCGAAAUGGAAAACACUCAUCAUCUCCACUUCUUGAGAAGUUUUGCAAGGAUAAAAAACCACCAAAAAGUAUGACGUUGUUUUCACAGAGUUUGUUCAUACAGUAUUACAUGGACAGAGCCGAUGAUUCUAACAAGAAUCAAGGCGUUGACAUGAAGUUGUCUUAUAGAGUAUUGUGUGGUGGUCAGUUAACAUCAGCGUCUGGUGUUAUAAACUCACCAAAUUAUCCAAAUACGUACGACAGUAAUCAAUUUUGUGAGUGGAAUAUCACAGUAGCCGAAAACAGUACGGUUGCGUUUGAUUUCAAACUUCUACGAGUUAUGAAAAGUAAAAAUUGCAUGAAAGAUUAUAUCGAGAUUAUUGAUAGUGCGCUUGGUGAAAGCCUUGGACGCUUUUGUAAAUUUCGACAAGUUAAACUUUUCACCACAAGCAGUAACAAAGCAACUGUUAGAUUUCAUUCAAAUGGAAACAAAGUGAAAGAUGGAUUUUCGCUGUCGUAUUUUACAGAAACCAAUGAAUGCGCGACUAAUAAUGGGAACUGUGAGCACGAAUGCAUUAAUCUGAUUGGUGGAUAUAAAUGCGCAUGCGCAGCAAAUUAUCAAUGGAAUCAUAAAAGACAAAGAUGUGAACCAACCUGCAUUCAAACAUACAACAUGAAACCUAACGAUGUUAAAGCGUUGACUUCACCAAAUUACCCAUCAUACUAUCCAAACAACAAAAGUUGCAAAUGGAGGUUUAUAGGCCUACCAGGAUAUAAAGUUUAUCUCAAUGUGAAAGUUUUUAAAUUGGAACAUGCGCAGUCGUGUGAUAACGCAUCAGAUCGAGUUGAUAUUCUGGAGAAAGGAAGGCACAUCAUGUCCUUAUGUGGUGAUUUAGUGACGCCGAUAAAGUUAACGUCAGUCAACCAAGAAAUGACGGUGAAGUUUACGUCGAACGAUGAAAACAAUAGUCAAGGCUUUUAUGCUGAAGUUCAACUGGAUCCAAUUUUAGUCUUCACCAUAGGGCUGUACCAUCUAUCCUCGAUUUUACUGAAAUCUUUAAGAUCGCAUUUUACCUUGAAGAUGCUAUCCUUAAAUAGAGCCCGACUAUAUUUUGUGUAUUUUUUCUUUUUUGUAGACAAAAAUGAAUGUGAAAUUAAGAAUGGCGGAUGUCAACAUAUCUGCAAGAACAUUUUGAAAUCAUUUGAGUGUGAAUGUCGACCCGGGUAUGAAUUGAGCAAAGAUAAGCGGACAUGUAAGCCAGGAAAUUGCACGUUUGCAUCAACUAAAAAUCGAGGAAUAAUAACUUCUCCCGAUUAUCCUGAUAUAUAUCCGGGAGAUAAUACAUGUUCAUGGGUUUUAAAGACAACACCAGGACACAAAUACAUCAUAGAUGUUUUGACGCCCCGCAAAGAUUGGAAUGCUUACAGGUUAUGCCCAGUCUCUCUGCAACACCUUCAUGAAGAGAACUGGAUAGGAGAUCGGAAUUUAUGUUUACUAUUAUCCAAAAACAAACCCAUUGAAUCAACCAAUCAUGUGGCAAGGUUAAAGUUCCAAUCGAAACCAAACACUCAUGGUUUUAAAUUUAGGCUGUCAUACAGAACAACUUGUGGUGGCCAACUCAAAGCAACAAAACACAGUCAAAAUAUUUUCUCUCAUGUUGGUUAUAUGGACAGACUGAAAUAUCCCGUAAAUCAAAAUUGUUCCUGGGUUAUUACGACUGGAAAAAGAAGACAGAUCAGGAUACGAUUCAAAAAAUUCAACAUGGAACACGAGCCAUGUGUUUUCGAUUAUGUUAACAUCUACGAUGGUGCGUUUUCGUACUCCCCCUUGAUUGCACGAUUGUGUGGAUCCAAGUUGUCACAAAAGGUCUACACGUCAACAAAUAACGCGCUAAGAAUAAGCUUUGUCACGGAUGCGAAUUUUAAUAGAUAUGGGUUUGCAUUAGAGUAUAGCAAAGUACAUUCUGAUUUGAAUACGAAGAAAAAAGAACAGAAAAAGAACGCAGUUGUAACUGCCGUGAGAAGAACGAGAGAUUUCUUUCUUUUUGAAGUCGAUUCUUCAAAAUAAAUUAUAUUUAUUUGUAAUUAUUUUAUCCUUAUUUUCAUUAUGAUUUAUAUUCAUAAAAUGUCCAGGAAAAAGGCUUAAUUUUUAUUUAUUUGAUGUAAUAUAUUGUAUAUUUACUUUAUUUUUAUUUAAAAAUAAAUAUUGUUUAAACUAUUUCAGUUAUAUUAUACUACAUUAGAUAAUUUUUUCAUUUCUGUCUUUUUCGUUUGUGCGUAUUUGCUCAUCCAAUAGCUUGUAUUCUUAUUGAUAAAUAUGCAGGAACAACACAACCUCGUUCCCGGGGUUGUCAGUCUUUUUUUAUUUAGACAUCCAUCCAAGUGUUGAAAACAUAACAAGCCCUGGGAAGGAGGUUGGUAACAAUGCAGGAUGAAGGAUUCAAUCUAAUGGGUAUAAUACUAAUAAAUGGCAAGUUUAUCCAAAUAGGCGGGUAUUUCAAUUUAACGAUUAAAGGAAAUUUAGCUUUUGAGACAUUUAAGGACGAAGUUGCAAAAAGUCGU